This is a messenger RNA of Symbiodinium necroappetens, 2853 nucleotides long. NCBI's taxonomy places the organism in Eukaryota, Dinophyceae, Suessiales, Symbiodiniaceae. The record is from the annotation of a GenBank genome assembly.
AUGGAGUGCUUACGUGCAGAGCUCGGCCAUCAUGCGCCCACCUCUGCACCUCAGCACCUCCGUCUGCAUGCCAGUUUCAAGUCAAGAGAGCCCGAAACACUCGACGACUCUCUCUUCUGGAAGCGGGCAACAUCCCCAACCUCCGAAACAGAGACGGACGACCUCAGUCGAUCAUCACUGUCUAGCUUUGAACGGAGUUCGAGCGACGAAACAUUGGAGCAGGAGCUGGAAUCCGUCAGGGAAGUCACGCAUCUCUCAAAAGCACGAGCGCUGGCUUUGCAGAAGGAGCUCUUGGCUGCUUUCUCAGCUCCAAGCUUUCAGAAGUGCUUUUCCGAACUUGUUCGGGGCAAGAAGCGUGUACUGUACGAGCAGCUUGUCUGCAAGCAGCAAAUGGAGCUGAUUGGCAAGUACGGCUUCGAAGUGUCGAGUGCGGGGUUGAUGGACAUGCAGCAAGCCCUGAAGAAGUUUUCGGACGAUCCGGACAUCCUAGUGAACGACCUGGCCAUCGAAGAAGCGUUGGCUAUCGACAGGACUCACAUUAGCCAGAGCAACGAAGAGCAGAUCCAUGCGAAGCACAACCCAAAGCCCGUAACGUCCGUCAGCGUCUGCGAUUUGCUGCGUUCCCAGCUCGUCAGCUUCGGCUAUGCGCCCUUCCAAUCUUCCAUAAAGCAGUUGAAGGACACCGUGGACAGCCAGCUGGGACAUCCCGACCCACAAGGGUACUACCAUCUACCGGGACGGGCAGAACUGGCUCUCCAGGUCCAGAAGGAGAUCUUGCCCAGCUUUGGUUUCGAGGGAUCCAAGGUUGGCGUGCAGGAGAUGAUCAUGCAUUGCGCCCGUUUUCUCAAGAACCGAGAAGUUGCCUUGCUUUUGGAUGCGGUAAAUGCGAUAGAGCUUGCGUCUUUGCUCUGGUUGGCCCAGGAAGCUUGGCAUGACGCCCGUGAAGCCAUGCUGCUUGCCACCCAGGAGAGUGGUGCAGUCGGACGCCGUCACAGCGUAGUCUUUAGGCCACGGAAUGCCAACAUUACCUUCCAGUUCUUAUGGUAUGCUGCUGUGACUUUGAAGCGCUUUGAAGGUCGGGAGUAUGUGCAGGACCACCUGGCCCAAGCGAACUACUUCCGCGACGCGGCAAACCUUGGCGAGUACAGAUCCGGGGCCCACUUCUUGCCCUACAUCAACAACGAGGUCAAGGGCCAGGACGGUGUGUUCGUGUCGGAGAAUGCCACGUACAAGGAGAAUUUCAAGUCCUUGGAAAAGCUGGUGCUGGUGAUGGCUGAAGACGACACCAUGGCAAGUCUGGCAACACUUGUCGGCAUGUCACAGAAGUCGAGUGCUGUCUGUUUGCGCGUGCCAGGUGAGCACUUCGGCUACUUCAAAGAUGGCUCAACGGAGACCUUGGUGGACAUGCGUGAUGCACCGUGGUAUACUGACGAUUGGUUUGGUCUCAAGAGCUUGGACCAGGACAAGAAGAUCGACUUUUUGUCGACACCAGGCAACCACCUGCGCUUCAAGACUGACUUCUUGGUUGAGAUGGUCAAAAAGUACUUCGUGACCUCCAGCGACACGGUCUGGGCUCAGCGCCUUCACGGUGGCCGAUGGUGCAACACGAGUCGUGCAGGCUCAACCAUGCCGCAGCUCGAGCGAAUCCCCUUGCCGAGCGACCGCAGCAGUCAACCUGCACAGCAUGAGUUCGCGCUCAUCACGGACUUGGACAAAGCGUCACGCCAUCCGAGCAAGCAGACAUGGCACGCCUGGUUUCGAAGAGGUGCGCUUCGCUUCGAGACCGGAGCCGGCCGCUAUCAUCUCGAUUGGCUUCACACGAGCAAGCUUGAAAGCAGCCUUUCCUUCAAGAACCGUAGCAUGGAGCUAAGCGAGUUGGUCCGUUUCCAGGAACAUCUCCUUGCGAUGUGCCACUUGUCGCAGACAGGUUUGUGGGAUGUGCUGCGGCUAUGGGUGCUUGCAGGUGAUAUUACGGGCCUGGUCUUCGAAGUCGAUCCGGAGGAGGGUCAGGCAUUUCAACGACUGGCCUUGGCAGACGGCAACGGUAGAUCCAUGAAGCCCUUCAAAGCUGAGUGGGCCACUGUGAAGGACGGGUACCUGUUCGUGGGCAGCAUGGGUCGUGAGUGGACCGAUGACGAUGGCUCCGUGGUGCACCGCGAUGCACAGUGGGUAAAACGCAUAGAUUCGAACUGGCAUGUCCAGAGCCUGGACUGGGGGCAGAGGUUCGAGGCCUUGCGCGCAGCCGUGGAUGCUAAGCUUCCGGGCUACCUGUGGCAUGAGGCCAUCAUUUGGGAUGAGUGGCUGGCAAGAUGGCUCGUGCUGCCGCGCAAGGAGAGUCGGGAGCCCUACUCUCCGACCGCAGACGAGACGCGGGGCACCAACUUGCUGUUGCUCGCAAACGACGACUUCUCAGUCAUCGAGACGCUCCGUAUCGGACCACUAGAGCCAGAAUGGGGUUUCGCAGCAAUUCGCAAGGUGCCAGGGACCAAUGACACCUUUGCUGCACUCAAGGUGCGUGAGGUGGGCAAGCGAACUGCGACGAAGUUGUGCGUGUUCGAUCUCAGCGGCCGCAUGCUCUUGGAGCCUAUCUUCGAAGAUGUGAGUGCGAUGAAGUUCGAGGGUAUGGAGUUCACCUGUGAGGCCAUGCAGCGGCCAUGGCGACACUCUCGGGAGUUUGAUCCAAACCCGAGAAGCCCGAUCUGGAGGAGCUCUGCAGCCCCGGAGCCUCUUGUUUGGGCCCGGAGUCCUGCAGGGUCGAUGCUUUACAGCAGCCAGGCAGCCAAAGUUUCCCAUGCGAUGAAGUGUUUUAAUAAGUGGAGGGCAGCCAACCCCGGAGCCGCAGAGGUAGCAUGA